This is a messenger RNA of Auanema sp. JU1783, 1011 nucleotides long. NCBI's taxonomy places the organism in Eukaryota, Metazoa, Nematoda, Chromadorea, Rhabditida, Rhabditidae. The record is from the annotation of a GenBank genome assembly.
AUGCCUUCCUGUGGUUCUCCAAGUUCUCAACUUUCUUGCCAUUCCGACUACGGUACCUGUUCUGUUGCUUCUUCGGAUGAAGAUGUUGUUUCAAACGUACAACGCACAGCUCCAGGAAUCUGUCCACACUGCCAGAAAAUAUUUGUUGAGCCAAUGACUCUUCAAUGUGGACACUCAUUAUGCUAUAAAUGCAUUCAAUCCCUACUGGCUCAACAAGCUCCGUUUAAAAUUAGAAGAAAUAAAAUUAGGAUGGGGAUAAACAGUUGUCAUAUGCUACUAGAUAGGAGUAUGACCGCCCAAAGUAGCCAAAAUGACAAGCCAAUCAUCUAUCAAUCUCCCCGUUGUAUUGUUUGUGGCGAAGGGGCCAAAUCUACUCCACCAGUUCCAAAUUUGGAAUUAAAGUAUUUCCUUGAAUCAAUCAAAAAUAGCAAGCAAACAACUUAUGUUAAUCCAGCAUAUAGAGAGGAAGAAGAAGACGUGGAAAAAAAAAUUCGCUUCAGUGACUAUGAUACUGAUGAGGAUCGUUCUUUCUCUAUUAGAGACUGUAAGAUCGCUGUCAUGGGAUCAGUAUCUGUAGGCAAAACUUCUCUCAGAAGAGUUCAAUAUGGAAAUGAAAUUCUUUUCACUGAUAUAUUAGGACAUAAAGGCGGAGAUGAUGAUAUCAAUAAUACCUGUAUGAUUGACAUUAUUGAUGGAGACAAUAGUGAUCAUGAUAUUGAAACUGCAGAUGGUUUUAUCUUAGUUUAUUCAAUUACUGAUCGUGAAUCCUUUUACGCUAUUAGAGAUAUUUACACAGCUAUAACAGAGCGAAGAGCUCCUAAUGUUCCUAUUGUGCUUGUUGGUACCAAAGCUGACAACUGGCGUAAGAGAAAAGUCGAAUCAUAUGAAGGGCAAGAUCUAUCCCGUUUUCUGAACUGCCCAUUUUUGGAAGUGUCCUCAAAGAGAAAUGAUAAUGUCAACGAAUCAUUCGUAGAGUUAAUGAGAAUAGUAGAAAGACAACGUCUUUUAUAA